Messenger RNA from Vigna unguiculata (cowpea), 1227 nucleotides. RefSeq lists its product as uncharacterized. Lineage: Eukaryota; Viridiplantae; Streptophyta; Magnoliopsida; Fabales; Fabaceae. The record is from RefSeq and is a predicted model, not a curated record.
GAGGAAACAACAUACACCAAAAUUAAUCAUCAUCAUCAUUCUCUCAGUGUAAUUUUUGUGACUGAAACGACAUUGCAAACAUAGCAUAACAGAGAUGGUGAGAACCCCUUCCUGUGACAACAGAGGACUUAAGAAAGGUACUUGGACUCCAGAGGAAGAUAGAAAGCUUGUAGCUUAUGUCACUCGAUAUGGCUCUUGGAAUUGGCGCCAACUCCCAAGAUUUGCAGGUCUGCAAAGGUGUGGGAAGAGCUGCAGACUCAGGUGGCUCAAUUAUCUCAGACCCAACAUAAAAAGAGGAAACUAUACUGACCAAGAAGAAGAAACUAUAAUCAAACUUCACGAAAAGCUGGGUAACAAAUGGUCUGUUAUUGCCACUCAUUUACCCGGAAGAACAGAUAACGAUUUAAAGAACCACUGGCACACCACUCUCAAAAAGCGUCUUGGAAAGAAUGUUCACACUGAAAGACACGUGAAAGCCGCAAAAUCAAACAGUUCUGGGGCCAACCCAGACAAGGAUUCCAUUUAUAACAAUGGUUUCUUCCUCGAAGGUUCUCACUCUCCGACAGUUUCGAAAACCUCUGACCCUGACCCUGACCCUUUGUCCCCGGAAUUAUCCUCAAGCGAAUUCUCGUCCUCGGAUUAUACCACUCACCAAAAUUUGUUUGCGGAAGAUGGGUUCGAUUUUCUGGAUGCAUGCUUAGAGGACGUGAACCAAAAUAUCUGGACAGAGUCAUUUCAUAUUUCUCAAGUCACAACACAAGCCAAUGGUAUCGACAAUUUUCAUGGUUCAGAUGCUGCGAAAGCUAUGGAAUGUGUUCGGGCAGAGUCUCCUCUGUCGUACCAUAAUGAAAAUCUGGUUGUGGAAAAUGACGAUUUUGGCUUUCUAGGAGCAAUAGAACCGAUAACUGAAAAUUCUUGGACAGAAGCAUUCGUGGCAGAUAUGUCUCUUAUUCCGAACGAGUUACUUGUUCCUUUGGUGAACGAAUCCGAAUCGUACUUUUCUUCUACGUAUGAUUCCGAAGAUCUCUGGUGUCUCAACGAUAAUUCUCAUGAUUUAGACGUCAACUUAUUUCAAUGAAUAAAUAAUUAGCUCAUACUUUUGUAAUAAAUGUAACUAAUUCAGUGUAAGGCAACUCUUUUUUUUCUUUUCACUCAUACAACCCAGAAAAAUAUCUGUUGUGAAAAAUUGCUGAGCCUAAUUACGACUUAAUAUAUUUUUCUUCCUUU